Messenger RNA from Leptinotarsa decemlineata (Colorado potato beetle), 1112 nucleotides. It is a transcript of the gene amos, whose product is annotated as absent MD neurons and olfactory sensilla. The record is from RefSeq and is a predicted model, not a curated record. Gene Ontology annotation, molecular function: E-box binding; DNA-binding transcription factor activity, RNA polymerase II-specific; protein dimerization activity. Gene Ontology annotation, cellular component: nucleus. Gene Ontology annotation, biological process: sensory organ development; axon development; positive regulation of transcription by RNA polymerase II. Lineage: Eukaryota; Metazoa; Arthropoda; Insecta; Coleoptera; Chrysomelidae.
AGUUAUAACAAGAGCCUUUCAAACUCCGAAUCGGAAGCUCCUGAAACCGCUCAGCUAUGCUAAGCCGUGCACUAUGUACCUGCAGCACCACUCGGCAGAAUCAACCUCCGACGGGUGCACGUCACCCAGGGUGUCAACCCCUGACAGCCACUACGCUCUAACGGCGUCCAGCCCCAGAUCGACGGCGUCGGACCCGGGCAUGUCUUCGCAGCCCUACACCCCCAACUACUACUCCAGACAGGACUGGGGCAACUACGGGGAGAACAACAACAUCUACAGCAAGUAUGACUGCAAAUACAAGUCACACGGGGUGGGUUCUUCGGGGGCGGUGGCCUCCUACUCCAACGAGGACUACUACAGCGACACCAGGUACAAGAAGGAGGACGGCAGUAGAAGAAGCAGCGGUCAGCUACCCCACUCUGGGGGGCAGGAGGUUAUGAAGAAGAGGAGGUUGGCGGCAAACGCCAGAGAGAGAAGGAGGAUGAACAGUUUGAAUGACGCUUUCGAUAGAUUGAGGGACGUUGUACCCUCGCUAGGAAACGAUAGGAAAUUGUCCAAGUUUGAGACUUUGCAGAUGGCACAGACAUACAUAUCGGCGUUACACGAGCUAUUGCAGAGGGAUUAGAGGGAGUUUUUUAAGAGUUUCAGAAAUAUUCCAUUACAAAAUAGAGUUUUACAGAUUCAGGCAAGUAAUAAUUUCCCAGCUUCAUUUUGUACAUCCUUACAACAUCACUGAUAAAGAUUUUUCAGCACUUCACAAACUAUAACGAUCCAAAAUAAAGCAUGAACUGACAACUGACGUAAUUUAACGUCAAAUUCCGUUUCAAAACCAACCUCGCGCUAGUUGUGAAUCGUCAUGAAUACGUUUCAAAUCAUAGUUGAUGUGACGUCAUCGUUUCAACGCCAGAAAACGCCUAUAAUCUCACGAAAAUGAGAGAACAAUUCUUCAAUCCAAACUCCUCAUUGAAUACUAACAAUUUAUAUACAUGAUAUACAGAUAUCUGAAGAUCAUAAUAUAAAUUUGUUAGUAUAUUAAGGAAUUUUUGAUUUUAAUUCGAAAAGAAUACGCGACGUAUUGGUGAUAUAUCUAGACGCGUCAAGUAGGUCGGAUA